AUGGAGAAAAGCCUGGAUGACCACGAAUUGGAAGCCUCUCCAGAGAGGCGAAACAGUCACUCAUGGACCCAGAAGGAAGAGGACGGGGCUCGACAUAAAGUCGACACAACAGUCCUGCCGCUGCUGUUUUUAGGCCUGCUCGUCUUCCAGCUCGACCGCAUGAACUUAGCCAGCGCCCUGACCGCCGGCUUCGCCACAGAUAUAGGAGUGAGCCAGGCCACGAUCAACCUAGGGAACCAGCUCAUGUUCCUCUUCAUCGUGGUGUUCGAGAUCCCAUGCAACAUGCUGCUCCAGAAGAUUGGGCCUCGCAAGUGGAUAUCCGGACAGGUCAUCUGCUUCGGCCUCGUCGCCACAUUGCAGGUUUUCGUGCGUAACCGGACCGGCUUCCUCGUCUCGAGAAGCUUCCUAGGCCUGGCCGAGUCGGCCUACAUCCCGGGCGCCGUGUAUACGCUCUCUACGUGGUAUCGGCAAAGAGAGCUGGCCAGACGAGUGGCCAUCUUCUUUUUCGGCAUGUUCUCCGGAAAUGCGCUAUCACCCAUCCUUGCUUCUGGAAUCAUUCAGCUGGACGGGCGCCAGGGUCUGUCCGGGUGGCAAUGGAUCUUCUUGAUCGAAGGCGUCUUCACGAUCUCAGUGGGGCUGUCACUCCUCUUCAUCCUCCCCGGCUCCCCAAACUCACCCACGCCCCUCCUAUCCCGCGGCCUGAUCCGCAUCUCACCAACAGACCAGCACAUCCUACAACAAAGGCUCCUCAGCGAAGGCAACAGCGAAACCAGCAGCCGCGGUCUCCAGAUCCCCUGGGCACUAGUCCGCAAGACCCUCCUGCACUACAAGCGCUGGCCACACUACCUCUCAACAUCGCUCGUCUUCUCCACCUGGUCGCCACUGACAACCUACACGCCCUCGAUCUACCUCUCCCUCGGCUUCAGCCGCGUCUCCGCCAACGCGCUCGCAACAGUCGGCGCCGCCGCGACCCUCCCCGUGGCGUUCCUCUUCGCCUGGCUAAGCGACCGCACCAACCUCCGCGGCGGCGCCGUGAUCGCCGCACAGACGUGCUACCUGGCGGCGCUGAUCGCGGCGCGGGCGGCGCAGGACCACGUGGCCGGGCCGUGGGGCCGGUGGGCGCUGUGGACGGUGGUGAACGCGUUCGCGGUCGGGUACCACCCGGUGCACAACACGUGGGUGCAGGUGAACUGCGUGGAUCCGCGCGAGCGUAGUAUUGCUGUCGCCAUGUGGGUCAUGUUUGCCAUUGGAGGGCUCAUGUACGGCUCGCAGUACUUCCAGGGCGGCGACCGGCCUUUUUAUCGGAGUGGCCUGCGCACUAUGAUUAUCCUGGUGGCGAGCGGCAUUGCGCUUGCUCUGGUGCAGGAGGUUGUGUACUGGCUGCAUAACCGGAAGGUUAGGAACGGGACGGCGAGGGUUUUAGAGGGGGAAGAAAAGCCAAGGGUGUAUGUUCUGUGA
Molecule: messenger RNA, 1458 nt
Organism: Diaporthe amygdali
Lineage: Eukaryota; Fungi; Ascomycota; Sordariomycetes; Diaporthales; Diaporthaceae
Product: inner membrane transport protein yfav
Exons: 4
Coding region: 1-1458 (485 amino acids)
Biological process (GO): transmembrane transport
Cellular component (GO): membrane
Molecular function (GO): transmembrane transporter activity
Source: RefSeq, a predicted model, not a curated record